Seriola aureovittata is the source of this 3247-nucleotide messenger RNA. It is a transcript of the gene kcnj15, whose product is annotated as potassium inwardly rectifying channel subfamily J member 15. The transcript has 2 exons. NCBI's taxonomy places the organism in Eukaryota, Metazoa, Chordata, Actinopteri, Carangiformes, Carangidae. Bases 297 to 1319 code for a protein of 340 amino acids. Gene Ontology annotation, molecular function: inward rectifier potassium channel activity. The record is from RefSeq and is a predicted model, not a curated record. Gene Ontology annotation, cellular component: plasma membrane. Gene Ontology annotation, biological process: regulation of monoatomic ion transmembrane transport; potassium ion import across plasma membrane.
UGAAAGCCAACCCACAUGUAGAUCAGAGUUUACAGCUCGGCUUUGUCUCUCAUCUCUGUUCUCACCUGAAUACCUCUGUGCCAAAGUUCAGCGCUCACAAGCCGGGACAAUAGGAGAAAGAAGACACUGGACUAGAUGUUCUCUGGCAGCUUCAUCUUACAGAUUGUGUGUGACCCUGAGAGAACUGAACACAAACACCCGUAACUAUUCAACAAGCUCAACAGCACAACGGGAUUCGUUCCCCUGGCAAUGCAAAACUAAGAAGACACUGUCAGUUUUAAUUGACCCAGAGCAACAUGACCAACAGGAAGGCAGAGGUCAAGCGAAGGAUUGUGUCCAAGGACGGUCACAACAAUGUCCGGAUUGACAACGUGGAGGGCAUGGUCAAGCUGUACCUGCAUGACAUCUGGACCACUGUGGUGGACAUGAAAUGGCGCUACAAACUCACUCUGUUUGCUUCUACAUUUGUCAUGACUUGGUUCCUCUUUGGGGUCAUCUUUUACUUCAUUGGCAUGGGCAACGGAGACUUUGAGGGUGGUUUGAAUUCGAACCACACGCCCUGUCUGAUGAACGUGGAGACACUCACUGGAGCCUUCCUCUUCUCUCUGGAGUCACAGACCACCAUUGGCUAUGGUUUUCGUUAUAUUUCUGAGGAAUGUCCUCUGGCUAUCUUCACCCUGGUGGCUCAGCUCGUCAUCACCGGCCUGGCUGAGAUCUUUGUCACUGGUGCCUUUCUAGCUAAACUGGCUCGGCCCAAGAAGCGGGCAGAGACCAUCAAGUUCAGCCAGUUGGCAGUGAUCUGCUGGCGCCAGGGAAAGCUGUGUCUGAUGGUGAGAGUGGCUAACAUGAGGAAGAGCCUUUUGAUCCAGUGCCAGCUAACAGGAAAGCUCCUCCACUCAAAUGUGACACAGGAAGGUGAGAAGACACAAGUCCACCAGACAUCUGUUGAUUUUCAGAUGGACUCCAGUGGAGAGUGCCCUUUCCUCAUCCUCCCGCUCACCUUCUACCACGUUCUGGACGAUCACAGCCCACUGGUAGGACUGAACGCAGAAAACCUUCACACCCGAGAGUUUGAGCUGCUGGUCACCCUCAAUGCCACGAUGGAAUCGACGGCAGCCACGUGUCAAAGCCGCACAUCUUUCAUUCCCCAGGAGAUCCUCUGGGGUUACGAGUUCAAGCCGGUGCUGUUCAGCACCACAGGUGGCCGCUAUGUGGCAGAUUUCAACUUUUUUGACAAGGUACAAGUGAGCAACGAUGCAGCCCUCCUCAGAAACAACACGGAGAAGCUAAAAAUUGAGGAGGACUAUAAAAAAGAAUAGAGGAUAAAUGUGGUACUAUACUGUAUUGUACCUGUUACUCUCACGGCUAUGAGCCCUAAUUCAAACACACAUUAUUUGAAUAUUGUUGUAAAAUAUCAUAUGAAAACUGAUUUGGUCCUGUCUCUCAUAACAAUACUUGUUUUUGUAAAUCAAAUUUUCCAGCAGACUAGAAAACCUGAUAUGAAAAUAUAAUUUCUUUGCACAUUUUAUUUAUUGUUUUAAUCAUUCUGAUGUCUUUUUUAAAAUAUUAAUUUCAAAGUUUUAAUCUCGUGAAGUAUACCAGAAUUGUUCUUAAUUAUUGGUUGGAUAACGAGGGUUGAUGACCCCAAAGAAAAUUAAUGAGACUGGGUUUUAGUGGAGGGUUUUAGUGUUCCCAAAUUGUAAAUGCUUCAGGGCUUUGUUAAAUAAUAAUUUAAUUUUUCUUUAGAUCCUGUGUUCCAUCACGCUUAUUUACCUUUUUGCGAAGAGUUAGAUGAGAAGAUUGAUACCACUUGUAUGCAAAAUGUGAAGCUACGGCAAUUAUCACUGGAAAAACAGUAACACGUUAUAUCUUGUUUUUGUCCAUUAUGUGCAAAACUUGAAGAGUAAAAAUGACAACUUGUUGGUUUUACAAGUGGUGUUUAGCUUAGCUUAGCUUAGCAGAAUGUGGGCUUUUACAAUGUUGCUAAUAUUCAUGAUGCUCAGUAGUUGUUGGUCAGGAAAUAUCUAAAUAACAUAUACACACAUAUACAGUGUAAUGUUUAAUUAAUAAGACAGAUUUGAAGUGGAUGGAAGAUGUAUUUUUCACUUUUUACAAACUUAUAGGCUAGCAGUUUACCCCUGUUUCCAGGGUUUGCGCUAAGCUAUGCUAAUGCACAGAAAUGAAGCUGAUAUCAAGCUGCUCAUCUGGACGUGUGUGACACUGAACAAGCAUUAUUCCCAAAACAUCAGACUGCUCCUUUAAAAAUACUGAUGGUCAGAACUUCUGGAAGCUUUAGAUUAGAUUAGAUUAGAUUAGAUUAGAUUAGAUUAGAUUAACUUUAUUUAUCCCACAACUGGGAAAUUCAUUUACCACAGCAGAAAAAUAAACAUCUAUAGAAUAAACAUCUAUGGAAAUAUACAACAAAAAUAUACCAAAUAUACACUAAUAAAUACAAUAUACACAAUACACACGAUAUGUACAUGAAAAAGUGCAAGUUUGGUUCUAGUCCAGAAACAUAUGGCCGCCUGUAGUUUCAGUCUUUUAGGUGGAUUUCUAAUUUUAAAACAUAAAGCAUCUCUCUGCCUGGAGAGGAUAAAUAUGAGAAUAUAUUAGUGCCUGUUACACAUCGACAGGUGCUUCACUGUUACUGAAUUUGUAAUUAAUCUUGUAAAUCAGAUGUAAGCAUUGUUAUGUGUCACUCAGUUCGGACAGAUGAGUCUUAUGAGGGUAUAAUGGUGAUACACGGGGGGUAUAUAAUGCAGAGGCUAAUAUAAAUAAUUACUGUUUGGUUUGUAAAUAAAUGUGUCUUUAUUCAGUAAAAAUAACAGUGUUGUGUUCAUUUUUGUGAAAACUGAAUUGAAUGUUGAAUUGAAGUUAAUAAUGACUCUAUGUAGGAUCAGUGAAUGGUGGAAAGUAACUAACUACAUUUACCCAAAUACUGUAAGUAUAGUUUUGAAGCAUCACAUUUUAUGCAGCUUCUGCUUCCACUCAGUUCAGAGACAAGUGUUGUACUUGUUGAUCCAGUUUAUCUGACACCUACUUUAAGAUCUUUAUCACAUUAAUGUAUCUGUAAUUCAGUAAAGUAAUACUGCAUAACACUCUGGGGCCAUUCUGCAUGAAGAGUACUUUCUCUUUUGAUACUUUAAGUACAUUUUGUUGCUGAUUACAUUUAUUUGUCAGGUUUUGAAUGCAGGAAUUUAAAGUGUAAAUUUGUACUAUGAUAUUGAAAUUUACUUCAUUAAAGGAU